This is a messenger RNA of Solenopsis invicta (red fire ant), 1425 nucleotides long. RefSeq lists its product as uncharacterized. NCBI's taxonomy places the organism in Eukaryota, Metazoa, Arthropoda, Insecta, Hymenoptera, Formicidae. The coding region runs from base 512 to 907 and encodes 131 amino acids. The transcript has 2 exons. The record is from RefSeq and is a predicted model, not a curated record.
UUUUUAUUUGGCUACAUACAUUUCAAGUUAUAUAAAAUUAAAACAAUAACAUGGAAUUUCAUUAAUAUGGCUUUUUAAGGAGGUUCAUCUGGUACGUAGUACGUCAAGCGAGAAACACGUUCAACUUUGACUUGACUAGCGCAGUAUGCUGACUAGAUUUGGCAACGUCGCGUACACAUGAGAACGCACACUCACACGCGUAUACAUAAAGCUUUUAUUUAUAUUUAUAAAUGCAAUAGUUGUCGCAUAAUAUUAUAAAACAAUGAGUGAAAAUCUGAAAAAGAAAUUUUUCUGGAAAGGAAAACGUGUGACCGAAAAAGUAUACAAUUCAAGAAUACGGUUACAAAACGUCGGUAAAAAUUUGAGAAAUAUUUAUGGCUGUUGAAAUAAGGUAUCUGAUAACCUCAAAGAAUGUGAAACUGGCGAAAGCGAAUUCGGCCAACUUGAGGGAAGGCGUAUCGUAGAUUUGAAAACCCUCGCAAAAGAAUUGUUUUGCAAAAAAUGUGAUGCGAUGGUUUCUCUGCUCGAUACUGUGGAAGAAACACGAGUCGGGUUGGCUUCGAUGUUUUCUGUCAAAUGUCGGAGUUGCAUGACAAUCAUACGAGUUGCUACAGAUAAAAAGCAUGCGACAUCAAAAGAAAAUAAGCAGGGUAGGCAGAUUGUCCACUACGAUGUCAAUACCAGAGGAGCAAUGGGGACUUUGAACGCAGGCAUAGGUAAUACACAUCUGAAUAAAUUAUUGGCUUCUUUAAACAUUCCUUUAUAUCAUCCGAAUACUUACAAAACACAUGAGAAAGAAGUAGGUUGUGUUGUUGAGAAGAUGGCUCAGGACAGCUGCAUAAGAGCAACUGUUAUGGAAAGAGAACUUACAAUUAAAAAUAUCGAUAAGAUUAAAGAACUAUUGUAAGCAAUCUAUUGUGAUGCAGUACAUUUUCAUUUUUUUCUUCGAUAUAACUAUAUACAUUUUUAGUUUUUUUCAUUUCAAGAUCAAUUUUUAUACACUUAAUUUUUAUUCUUUUUAUUUAAUCACUAUAUUUAUAUUUGGCCUGUUACAUGUACAAAAUGUACAUGUAAGUUGUGUGCACUAUGAGAUCAAUUUAUAUACUCACAAACUAUUUUCUAUUAACUUUUAACGUUUAUACAUGUUUAUACAUAAUAUAUAUAUAUAUAUAUAUAUAUAUAUAUAUAUAUAUAUAUGCGUUUCUCGAUCAAGAGUUGCAAUAAUCAAUUGCCAUACAUUAGAGUUUCAAUCUUUGUUAUAUCUGAUAUCUACAUGUACAGUAUAAGUCAUUUUUCGACGAAUUUUGUGAAUUGAUAACUACUGUUAUAAUGUUGUAUUAUAAAAAAUAACAUUACUUUUUCUACCUAUUUAUACGUGUAUGUACAACUUAUGUAUCAUGGUGUAUAAAAAUUUAUAACAAAUAA